Messenger RNA from Candidula unifasciata, 987 nucleotides. Lineage: Eukaryota; Metazoa; Mollusca; Gastropoda; Stylommatophora; Geomitridae. The record is from the annotation of a GenBank genome assembly.
AUGAAUCUGCUUUCAUUACUAGUCGCCGUGUUUGUGACGUCAGCUGUCUUUGGCCGGAGCCUGGACGAUAUCUUGGACAAGGAGCUCUCUUCGUUGACAGCACCAACCAAGACUGGAGUUCCGGAAUAUGUCACAUCAGACAAUUCCAUGUCCGUUCAGAGGCAACAUGUGAAGGAUACGGCGUUUGCCAAAUCAAGUCUUGAUAAGAUUGUUGGAGGGACUGAAGCUAAACAAGGUGAACUUCCCUGGCAGGCCAGCGUCAAGUAUGGGAAUGGUACACACUCUUUCUUUAAAUGUGGAGCUGCAAUAAUAGAUAAUCUGUGGUUACUCAGUGCCGCCCAUUGUUUCGUUGGUUCUACCUAUGAAUUUAUGGUAACUGUUGGAGAUUACAAUCUGCUAGCUAAAGAAACGAAUGAGGUGACGUUUAAAGUGGAGAGUAUACUCAAUCACAAACUUUAUGACCCAAAAACUACUGUCAAUGACAUCGCGUUACUCCGAGUUAACCCAGGGAGUGAUGGCAAGGGUAUCAGCUUCAACAAAUUUGUUCAACCCAUCAGUCUGAUUAAUUCUGCAGCGUCUCCACCAGUGGGCGCUCUACUUGUAGUUUCUGGAUGGGGCGGCAUCCUACGAUGCAAGAACUGCACAUCCGAACCUCAAGAAUUUCCGCCCAUACUAAAGAAGGCUGAAGUCCCUGCUAUUAGUCAAGAGGAAUGCAAACGAUUAUACAGCCAGAACACGAUCACUGACCGCAUGCUGUGUGCUGGGUGGUUGGAUGGGCGGGCUGACGCUUGCACUGGGGACAGUGGUGGUCCGCUUGUCUAUGAAACUGCAGGCUCAAAGGUUUUGGCUGGUGUUGUUUCUUGGGCCGGAGGAUGUGGCCUAGAAAACACGCCUGGUGUCUACACACGUGUCUCUUCUUUUCUAGAUUGGAUUCAAGAGACUAAGGAGUCCUACGUUCCACCUGCUUAUCAGUUGUUAUUCAAAUAA